CCCUGAGGGCCAGGGCCAGGUAGGGGGCGGGAGAAGAAGGGGAAGGAGGAGUUCCAGGCUCAGCCUCUGAUGCCACAGUCUCCACGGCAACUCCCCCAGGCCAAGCCAACCGACAAUAGGCUGCUCUCCCAGGGGUGCUGCUGCUGCUGCUGCUGCUUGCUGGGCCGCCGCUGCUGCUGCUGCUGCUAAGACGGUUUGAAUCCCUCCUAGAGCCUAGGUUCUAAUGGCCUUUGGGCGCAGGCACUGUGUGAAGCCGUUCUGAAUGACUAGCACCAAGGUCAGGGAGAGCUCGCCCAAGGAGACUGCAGGGCUAGGCAUGGAGCACCUCUUUGUGGAGGAGGUGGCGGCGUCUCUGGUCCGGGAAUUUCUCAACAGAAAGGGCUUAAAAAAAACGAGCCUUGUCAUGGACCAAGAGCAUCCUCGAGGUGAACACAGUAUAAACAACAGGAAUGAGCUGCGGAAGGUUCUGCAUCUAGAGAUGCUCUAUAAGGAAAACAAGGUAAAGAAAAAUCCUCUGAAAACAAGCCUCGAAAUCAUUACCAGUUACUUUUUGGAUCAUUUUGGAAAGAACAGUUACAAUUUAAUACAAGAAACACCACUUUCUAUUGUUUCAGCUUCCAAGAUGAAUAACAAACUACCUUUGAAAUGCUCUGUGAAUUCUGCAGUGAAUAAUAAUAAUACAUGUGAGAUUUCACCUGACCAUGGAAAGAACAGGCAUGGUGAAUGUGACGGGGACAUGCUUGGUAACACUGCGUCCCCCAAGAGACCUCUGCAUAAAAGCAAAACCCUCAAGUCCAUUGCAGGAGAUGGUAAUUGUUCGCCCCCAGCCGGAAGGGAGACGAUCAUGGCCAGCAGCGUGGAGACCCCCAAAAUGGCAGAGCCUUCUUCAGAAGUGAAGAAAAUGGGAGAUGUCAGACUCAAGCCUGGCCUCUUGGCUAGAGGAAUUUUGUCUGGGCCCAUCACCAACUCGCAAGAGGAUCCCCUCAGAAAACGUUUCCUGAGACGGUUGUCAGGACUGAACGCAGCGCAGAGCAGAGACCAAGACCCUCCCGAAUCCUUAGAGCUAUCCCUUACUGGCCACGUUCUGUCUGACGCCUCGGCGGCUAAGAAUGCCUCUUCCUUCAAAAAGUCCCUGGGCAGUCACAGCAGUCUGGACUCCGAGAAGCGGAAGAACCCGUCCAGCGCUUCUGACCCUCUCAGCAAGAUGCGCUUGGACAAAAACAGACUGAAAGACUUCCCGGAAGGCAAGGCCACAGUGAGCGAUACCGCCGAGAAGACUGGGCCAGAUGGGAGCUUGCUCUUUCCCUGUGGAAGUUCACAGCCUUCUCAGGGAAGACAGGAAAAGGCUUUCAAAUGGAAUCCUCAGUCGUUGGCCAACAGGACAAUCUCUAUACAUACCAUGCCUGUCUGUGUGAGUGAAGAGGCAGACGUCCUCACGCUCGAGGAUGUGGAAGAUGAAGAACUUUUAAAUGAAAACAUUGUACAGCCCUCAGCCCUGUCAACACCACUCCUGAAGCUGCGGGUGACGUCCAAGCCGAUGAGCCUCUUGGCAGCAAAGGAAAUAAAAACCGUUCUGUUUGGCUCAGCUCUUUGUGGCUUCAAUGAAGAAUGGAAAUUGCAGAAUUUUACGUUCAGUGAAAUGGCUCAGCUCAAAUAUGGCCUCGUGCAGAACAAGGGGGGGCCCUGUGGCGUUUUGGCAGCGGUGCAGGGCUGUGUCCUGAAAAACCUCUUAUUUGGAGGAGAAAGCAGAAGAACCAGCGUCCGGGAGCUCCAGCCUUCAGACGCCUACCGGACGAAUUGCCUCAUCACAGCCAUGGCUGACAUUCUGUGGCGGGCAGGUGGAGGGGAAAAGGCAGUUGUUACGUUGGCGUCAGGAAUGCAGCAGUUCAGCCCAGUAGGAAAAUACAAAGCGGAUGGAGUCUUAGAGAUGCUGAUACUGCACAAGGUGACAAAGUAUGAAGAUUUGGUCGUUUUCCUUCGACAAAAUAUUCAUCAGUUUCAGACUGGCCCCUCUGGAUGCAUUCUUCUGACCCUCUCCGCCAUCUUGUCCAGGUCCACUGAUCUAGUGCGCAGAGACUUUGACAUGCCCGCCAACUGCCUGAUCGGAGCCCACGGAUACUGCACCCAGGAACUUGUCAACCUGCUUCUGACUGGCAAAGCCGUGUCCAAUGUUUUCAACGAUGUGGUGGAGCUGGAUUCUGGAAAUGGAAAUGUCACCCUCCUCAAAGGAAUCACAUCUCGCAGUGACAUCGGGCUUCUGUCUCUGUUUGAGCACUAUGACGUUUGCCAGGUGGGCUGUUAUCUAAAGACUCCCAGGUAUCCCAUCUGGGUGGUGUGCAGUGAAAGCCACUUCAGCAUCCUCUUCAGCCUUCAGCGAGACCUCCUCAGUGACUGGAAAGUGGAGAGAAUAUUUGAUCUCUAUUACUACGACGGGCUGGCUAACCAGCAGGGGGAGAUUCGGCUGACGAUAGAUACAACCCAGCCUGUGCCCGGAGACAGAGAGAAGGACCUCGUUCCCCCCCUAGAACACUGCAUCCGCACCAAGUGGAAGGACGCGUUCGUGGACUGGAACGGUACAGAACCCAUCCUGUGAGCCCAGGCUCUGGCAGCCCUGGCCCUCUACUUGCUGGAUGAUUCUAUUUCCCCACCCCUGCCAAGCCACUGAGCUCCUGCCGAGGGGCAUUUACAGAUAUUCCCUCACGUUUUCUUUUGUGUCCACCUCGUCCAAGGGAUCCAGUCCAUCCCUCCUCAAGCUGCCUGCCUCCUGCCAUUGUCUCCAAAGGUCUGGGGAAGGAGGGGCCCCCAGGCGCUGACUCGCCACCUUGCUCCCUCAUCCCCAGGAAAGACACGAACGGCCUGCCCAGAACAUCCCAUGUUGCUCCUUUUCUGUCCCGGUAAAGCAGGGGCUCAGA
Molecule: messenger RNA, 2912 nt
Organism: Vombatus ursinus (common wombat)
Lineage: Eukaryota; Metazoa; Chordata; Mammalia; Diprotodontia; Vombatidae
Gene: MINDY4
Product: MINDY lysine 48 deubiquitinase 4
Exons: 18
Coding region: 263-2593 (776 amino acids)
Biological process (GO): protein K48-linked deubiquitination
Molecular function (GO): cysteine-type deubiquitinase activity; K48-linked deubiquitinase activity
Source: RefSeq, a predicted model, not a curated record